Tricharina praecox is the source of this 2273-nucleotide messenger RNA. RefSeq lists its product as uncharacterized. Gene Ontology annotation, cellular component: cytosol. The record is from RefSeq and is a predicted model, not a curated record. Gene Ontology annotation, molecular function: magnesium ion binding; phosphoglucomutase activity. Gene Ontology annotation, biological process: carbohydrate metabolic process. The transcript is spliced from 7 exons. Bases 358 to 2025 code for a protein of 555 amino acids. Lineage: Eukaryota; Fungi; Ascomycota; Pezizomycetes; Pezizales; Pyronemataceae.
UGAGAGCCAUCCCCCUCCCCACCCGCGUCAUUAUUAUCGAAACAACUCACAGCUUCAAUUUGCACUCGCGCACCAAGCGGGCAAAGCUGGCAGACUAUCAUCAUGCUACGUACCGGCAAUAUCGUAAUGAGCUACCCCUCACUAGCAGCACCCACUGCCACCUCCCCACGGGCCUCCUCUUGGUCCCCCUUCCCCUCUCCUGCUUGUAAAAGAUAGCUAGGGAAAGAAGUACUAUAUAGAUAUACCUUCUUCUUCUCCAUCAUCCGUUCCCAUCAAACCAUCCCCUAUCAUCUCUGCUCUCAUCGAACCGAGUUCUCUGAUACCCCACAGCGUCGUUGAAUUUGACUUGAUUCCGUCAUGAGUGUCUCCACCGUUUCCACCAAGCCCUACGAUGGCCAGAAGCCUGGAACCUCUGGUCUCCGCAAGAAGGUCGUCGUCUUUCAGCAGAAGAACUACACCGAGAACUUUGUUGCAGCGCUGCUCCAGUCCAUCCCCGAGGGACCCCAGGACUCCUUCCUCGUCAUUGGUGGUGACGGCCGUUACUACAACCCCGAGGUCGUCCAGAUCAUCGCCAAAGUCGGAAGCGCAUACGGCGUCAAGAAGAUUCUCGUCGGCCAGAACGGAAUUCUCAGCACACCUGCUGCCAGUCACAUCAUCCGCAAGAGGGGAGCUACCGGAGGAAUCCUGCUGACCGCCUCCCACAACCCCGGUGGUCCCAAGGAGGACUUCGGAAUCAAGUACAAUCUUGCCAAUGGCGCGCCCGCACCCGAGAAGGUCACCAACAAGAUGCACGAGUUGGCAUCUGCCAUCACAGAAUACAAGAUUGCCGAUAUCCCCGACAUUGACAUCACUACAAUUGGCACCAAGACAUACGGCUCCCUGGAGGUCGAGAUCAUCGACAGCGUGUCCGACUACGUCGACUACAUGAAGGAGAUCUUCGACUUCGACCUGAUCAAGAGCUUCUUCAAGGCCAACCCCAACUUCAAGGUUCUUUUCGACGGUCUGAGCGGUGUCACUGGACCCUACGGUAUCCGCAUUUUCCAGAAGGAGCUCGAGCUUCCCGAGUCCUCCACCCAGAACUGUGUCUCCCUCCCCGACUUUGGCGGUGGACACCCUGACCCCAACCUCAUCUACGCACACUCCCUUGUCGCGGCUGUCGACAAGGACGGUAUCCAGUUCGGGGCUGCCAGUGAUGGAGACGGUGACCGAAACAUGAUCUACGGUGCUAACGCCUUCGUCUCGCCCGGAGAUUCGCUUGCCAUCAUUGCCCACCAUGCCGACAAGAUCCCCUACUUCAAGAAGAACGGUGUCUACGGGCUCGCCAGGAGUAUGCCUACCUCGGGAGCCGUUGACCUGGUUGCCAAGAAGAAGGGCCUCGACUGCUACGAGGUUCCUACCGGAUGGAAGUUCUUCUGCAACUUGUUCGACAGCAACAAGCUGAGCAUCUGUGGUGAGGAGAGUUUCGGUACUGGUAGCAACCACAUCAGAGAGAAGGACGGAUGCUGGGCCGUCGUUGCCUGGUUGAACAUCAUGGCCGCCAUGGGCAAGGAGAAGCCCGACGAAGAGCCGAGCAUUGCGAACAUCCAGUUGGAUUUCUGGAAGGAGUAUGGACGCACUUUCUUCACCCGUUUCGACUUUGAGAAUGUCAGCUCGGAAGGUGCCCAGAAGCUCACCGCCGAGCUCGCCGCCAACAUCGGCAAGAGCGGGUUCAUCGGCAGCGAGAUCGCUGGCCGCAAGGUGACCGAUGCCGGUGACUUCGAAUACACCGACCCCAUCGACGGCAGCGUAGCCAAGAACCAGGGUCUGUACGUCAAGUUCGACGACGGCAGCCGCUUCGUUGUGCGUCUGUCCGGCACCGGCAGUUCAGGUGCCACCAUCCGCUUGUACAUCGAGAAGCACACUUCAGAUGAGAGUGUAUACACGCAGGAUGCCCAGGUCUACCUGAAGGACAACAUCAAGCUCGCCCUGGACUUCCUGAAGUUCCAGGAACACAUCGGCCGUGAGGAGCCUGAUGUCAGGACGUAAAUAGCUAGUGGUCUUUUUUCUUGGUUUUUUUUUCUGCUUGAGGGGGAGUUUGUUUCAUUAUCAUUUUUCAUUUUGUGUAUCAGAACCUGAUGGCGGGGGCACUGUUUUUUUUUUACUACCUAUCUGCGUGGCACAAAAGCCAUUGGUUGAAGAAGGUGGGAAUGCCGUAGUAGCGGAGGAGGAUCUUGCUAUCAGAAACCAAAAUCAAGAUUUCCAACCGACCGUUUCACUUACACGAAGAGUAGAUU